AAUUACAAUAAGUAAGGAACUGGAAACCGGAGAUUAUUGAAGCUGUAGCCGGAAAAUGAGUUGCCGGUAGGUGGGAAAGCAACAAGCAAUUCUGGUCACCGGCGGGGGCUCCGUUUGGAUCCGAUCCAAUUUCUCCAUAUUCCUCAGUUACUUUAACACUGCGACUGUAGUCGACUCGCCGGACAUAGAUACACAAUGCAGAAGUGGUUUUCAGCGGGCAGCGGCGGCGGAGAUGAUCGUUAUGUUGAGCAACAACAAGCUUCUUCUUCAACUCCUUCUUUGCUGGCUGAUUGGAAUUCAUACGCAUCAGCAAAAUCAUCGGAUGAGAGCUCCAGCACUGCGUUCAUAGGCAGCUUCGAUCUCGAAUCCGCUGUUCGUUCCGCUAACGAUACCGUUUCUGGCACUUUUAACGUGGUUUCUAAAGGAGUGAGAGACAUUCCAGGGAACUUGCAGUCCGCCACUAGCAAUAUUCCUUCUGGGAAAGCCCUCAUGUAUUUUGGUCUAUUCAUGGCGACUGGAGUCUUCUUCAUUUUCAUGGCAUUCACUUUAUUCCUUCCAGUGAUAGUAUUGGUGCCUCAGAAAUUUGCCAUUUGCUUUACUCUUGGAUGUUCGUUUAUCAUUGGGUCAUUCUUCGCACUCAAGGGCCCAAAGACUCAGUUUACUCAUAUGUUCUCAAUGGAGAGACUCCCUUUUACGCUAGGUUUCAUGGGUAGCAUGAUUGGCACUCUCUACGUUUCCAUGGCACUCCAUAGCUAUAUCCUUUCGGUGCUCUUCUCUGUGAUUCAGGUUCUGGCAUUAGCAUACUACGCAAUAUCUUACUUUCCCGGUGGCUCUGCUGGCUUGAAAUUUCUGUCGUCUUCUAUGAUUUCUUCAGUGUUGAAAUGCUUUGGCAGGUGAAGGCUUGUAACGCAACUGUGUCAACUUUCUGCAGCUUUAUUGUUCAUUAGUAUACAUUCUGUAGUUGUAGACUUGUAUUGUGAAACUAUGGUGUACAAUUUUGACAAAAUUUAGUUAAGUUUCUCCUUUGAAGCCUCUUGCCGGAUUUGUGCCAGGGUCAGUCACUACUCGAUUUCAAUAGAUUGUAUUUCUAUGACUAACAAUUUAUAUACAAGAUCCUAAAUUGAUUGUUUAUGAAAGCAA
Molecule: messenger RNA, 1140 nt
Organism: Solanum pennellii
Lineage: Eukaryota; Viridiplantae; Streptophyta; Magnoliopsida; Solanales; Solanaceae
Product: protein transport protein SFT2-like
Exons: 4
Coding region: 196-897 (233 amino acids)
Biological process (GO): vesicle-mediated transport
Cellular component (GO): membrane
Source: RefSeq, a predicted model, not a curated record